UAAGAUUCCAUCCGCUAAUCAGAUCGUGACUGCCAUGCGAAAUGCUAUUACAAUUCGGCCAUGAAAUGACCACAAAAGGAAGAGUAGCUAAGCAUUAAAGUUUUGUUCAAGCGAAUACAUGUUCUAUGACUGUGAAAUGGAAGUUGCUGCAGGUGUGAUGUGAGAUGGAUCAGUUUCUAUUUUAACAAAUGCAGUGUUUGUGUUGUUUGUGUGGUGUGCCAGACAUGGAGACGGCACGCAGGAGGGACCUACGCUAUGAGACAUGUGGCCUCGAAGAGGACACAAUGCCUCCUUCUCAGGAUGGUUUGGAGGCAGCCAUUGAAGAGAUUGGAGGAAGAAAGAAAUGGAUAUGGAUAAUUUUCUGUGUGAUCAGCAUGCCUGGAGUAUUUAACAUCUGGCACCUGACAGCGUAUGUAUUCCUGGGACAGGCAUUGCCUCAUUGGUGUGCAGUGCCAGAGUUGCAAGCUACCAAUUGGACUUCAGAACAAAUCAGAACUAUCAGCAGUCCUGGUGGAAUCUCAGGAGACAGCUGUGAAAUUGUAAACUGGAACUACACAAUUUUGGCAGCAUUAUCAUAUGAAGAAGCUCUGAAUUACAUUAGCAAUGUUAAUUAUCCUGGACAAUAUGAGUGCGACAGCUGGUCCUAUGAAGGGAAUGGUAUUGUUUCAGAGUGGGACCUGGUAUGCAGUCGCACUCCUCUCAAAUCCACAGUACAGAUGACUGUCUCUCUUGGGAAAUUUCUCGGAGCCUUGGUCUUUGGUUUUGUGGCUGACAAGUGGGGUCGUAAGAGAAGCUUUGCAAUAUCCUGCAUCUUAUACAUCAUAGCUGGCCCGGUGGCGGCAUUUGCACCACACUACCUUGUCUUCUGUUUUGCCCGUCUUGCUCUUGGCAUGGCUGGUUCAGGAACAUUCAAUUGUGGUUUCACUCUCUUAACAGAGUUCAUCACAAAGAAGCACCGAACAUUGCUUGGCAUUCUGUACAACAUGCCAUAUCCCUUGGGAAUGAUGUUGUUACCUCUGAUUGCUCUCUACAUUGAGAAUUGGCGUAUGCUGCAGCUGGCACUCUCUGUUCCUACUGUGAUCCUCAUUUUCCACAUUUGGUUUCUACCAGAGUCUCCGAGAUGGCUUAUAUCUCAAGACCGGCGUGAAGAAGCAUGGAAAAUUGUAAAAAGAUUUAGUAAGAAAUCAGAAAUGAUGAGACUCCUAACACUUGGAGCGCAGAGUAAUCCUGUGGAAAAAUCAGAUGCUCCUGAGAAGUCGCCAGUUCCUGCAGCUGCUAAUACUAACACAACCAACUCUACCACAGACAAAAGUACUGAGCAUGUUCUGUGGUACAAACGUACCAUUACUGCUUUAAAGAAGUUAUUUGCAAUCUUUGCCAACAGCGAACUAAGGAAGCGACUUCUCAUCUGUUACUUUGCAUGGUGUGUCACAGCCAUGACAUAUUAUUCUCUUGCACUCAAUGCUGAUAAUUUCACAGCUGACAGAUAUUUAUAUGUGGCAGUUGCUGGAGGAGUAGAAGCUGUGAGUUAUAUUCUUCCUAUCCCGAUGAUGCGGUGGACAGGCCGACGAACAACAUCUGUUCUGCUGUAUAUCAUAUCUGGGGCAGCUCUCCUGUCUAUUCUCGCCAUCCCAGAAGAUAUGACCGAUACCAUCAUGAGUGUGGCUAUGAUAGGACGACUCUGCAUUGGAGCUGUGUACUCUGUUAUCAUUCUGCAGACCUCAGAACUCUUUCCCACUGUCAACAGAAACACAGCUGUUGGAACUAGCUCUACAAUGUCCCAUCUUGGCUCACUUUCAGCUCCUUAUAUUGUUGACCUUCUCGGUGCGCAAGCCUGGUAUAUACCUAGCACAAUCUGUGGUGCAGCAGUACUCAUUGCAGGACUUCUAGUCCUUAUGUUACCAGAGACCAAAGAUAAAGAAAUUUGUGAUACCGUUGAGGAAAUAAUGGAAAGAAGUUCCAGAGACAAAGUUUCUUUACGGAAUUGUUGGCCAUUUUGAUUAGUGUUUUUAUUAUAUGACAGUAUUUUAUAUGCUACUAUGAAAGACUGACAAAAAAGUAUGCUCUACUUUUAAUGUUGUUUAAUUCUGUAGUUUUAGAGUUAUUCAAAUAGUAAUUUUUCAGAAUUGAUAUUAGCAUGGUAUUUCAAAUGUAUUAUUGUUGCUCCAGAAGUGGAGCAUUUUAAGUAUUUCUGUCACAAAUUGUAUUCAGCACAAAGAUGUCAGUUGAUGCAGAAUUAUGUGUAGGUAAUGGAGAGACAUCAAUAUAAAAUCAUUUUAUCUUUUUAGGUUUAAAUUGCUCAAGUAUGUAAUUAAAUCCCUUCUCUAUUGAUAUUUUUUGAAUACAAAUUAUUGUGUUUGAAUACAAAUCACACUGGCAAUCUGUAACUGUAAUUAAAACUUUUAAAUUGUUUUGUAAUAGAGAA
Messenger RNA from Cryptotermes secundus, 2425 nucleotides. Its product is annotated as organic cation transporter protein. Gene Ontology annotation, molecular function: transmembrane transporter activity. The transcript has 11 exons. Gene Ontology annotation, biological process: transmembrane transport. The record is from RefSeq and is a predicted model, not a curated record. The coding region runs from base 189 to 2000 and encodes 603 amino acids. NCBI's taxonomy places the organism in Eukaryota, Metazoa, Arthropoda, Insecta, Blattodea, Kalotermitidae. Gene Ontology annotation, cellular component: membrane.